Aspergillus aculeatinus CBS 121060 is the source of this 924-nucleotide messenger RNA. RefSeq names its product Got1 family protein. Gene Ontology annotation, cellular component: COPII-coated ER to Golgi transport vesicle; Golgi membrane; endoplasmic reticulum. The coding region runs from base 312 to 731 and encodes 139 amino acids. The record is from RefSeq and is a predicted model, not a curated record. Gene Ontology annotation, biological process: retrograde transport, endosome to Golgi; endoplasmic reticulum to Golgi vesicle-mediated transport. Lineage: Eukaryota; Fungi; Ascomycota; Eurotiomycetes; Eurotiales; Aspergillaceae. The transcript has 5 exons.
GGAAAAUCAUUUGAUUGUGUUCUAGCGAUUGGGCCGAUACAGCAUCGAGCUUUUACUCUAUCCUUCGGAUUAGUCUCACACACCUCUUACGAGUGCCCAACUUUCGUGGCCUCUCUGAUCGACGUCUCCGCGCGCACGCGACAUCUCCGUCGCACAUCGCGAUCCUCUCCGCAAGCAUCUGUUUGUCGAUCUACUCAACAUCUCGAGUUUCGCAUCGCGCAUCCAAUUCGAAUCUUUUUGCCGUCAAACCAGGACCACCAUCCCCUCAGACACACCGAAAUACCUACAAAUCCUGCAUCAGUGAGACAAAAAUGCCAACCAUGUGGCUGUCCGACAACCAGAAGAUAGGAGUCAUCUUCUGCUCCGCCGGAGCACUAUUCCUCUUCGGCGGAGUCCUGAUGUUCUUCGAUCGCUCACUACUGGCCAUGGGCAACAUCCUCUUCCUCAUCGGCCUCACCCUCAUCAUCGGCGUCGAAAAGACCUUCGCCUUCUUCUCGCGCCGCCAGAAACUCAAGGGCACCGCCGCCUUCGUCGCCGGCAUCCUGCUCAUCCUCCUCCGCUGGCCGCUCACGGGCUUCAUCAUCGAGCUGUACGGGCUGUUCAUCCUCUUCGGCGACUUCCUGGUGACCAUUGGCCAGUUCGCGGGGAACAUCCCCGUCGUGGGGCCGUACAUCAGGACGGCGUUGGAGGCGCUGGCCGGCGGCCGGCGGAAUGCCGAGUUGCCGGUAUAAUAUCCUGGAAAUCGGGGUUCUUUUCAGCUUUCUUGCCCCGGCUCUCAUCCUUUUUCCCGUGCGCCAGAAGAGAAGAACUUGAAGCGGGAUGUCUACUGUCGUCAAAGCCUACUUCAAUAGGUGUCAAGCGACUUUUGCGGAUGUGUCUUGCGUAAACCCGGUUUCAUGCAUGCACUGGAAGCGGAAACCCCCC